UAUUACCGUGAGGUCGAAACACCGACGAGAAGCUCCUUGCGGUGUUCGUUUCGUUGCCUACUUACUGCUUCAUCGACCUUUUCUUGAGUUGCUGGGUGCGCCGAAAUUUGUGUGCCCUCUAGUCUUGGCCUGAGCAUGAUGUCAACAUGGAGCAUCUCCCCGCAAUUUUCGGAGACGAUUCCGGGGUGUCAGGAAUGGUGCGAGGAGUCAGCAACCUGGAACUCCAGCAAGUCGAUGUUUUCUAUGAUGCGAAUCUUUGAAGUUCUCGAGACACAUUUAUGAUACGAGUCACGAGUUGGCGGAUUGGCUGGUUGGCUGGGAAUUAACUCCUUCUCCCGCAUCACAUUGAUGUCACUUUUCCUGCAACAACUUUGACGUCGGUUCUUGUCAUCAGGUACAGUGACACAGUUAGGUGACAGUGACACUUGAGUGACACGAGUGACCACACCUUCCGGAAGUUGCUUCCUUAUUUCUUACCUAUUGCUUCCGGCAUUAUGCUCCUUCUUCUUACCUAGGGUAAUGACGAUGACCAUUUCCUGUCGUAUGACUGGCUGGAAUCAAGUUGCUGCUGUUGAACACAUCCGACAGCAAGUCAACGUCACGGUCUUGGUCACUCGGUGUGGUGCCGUGGCUAUAUGAAUAUCAUCUCCUGGAGAGCCAUGCUCGACACGAUUAGGUACCUAGGUAUACUAGUAUUGUCGACGCGAUGCAGGCUCGAAAUCUCCUUACUCUGUCGGCACGGGGCCUUCCUCGCCAAAUCGUCCGCCUCACUAUUCCACGUUCCCAACCUCUCCGACCGAUUCUCUCACAGCGACAAUGUCUGGCAUACUCUACGAAUCACGAUCAAUCACCUGUCAGUAGCCACACCAUGACCGGCACCCAUGGAGGAUCGGUCAGUGAAGCCAUCAAGCAUGACCAUGCCGAACUCAAGGACUACUACGACAAAAUCAUCAAUGCCAAGGACAAUGAUACCAAGACCCGUUACCAGAAUCAGUUUACAUGGGAACUUGCUCGCCAUUCCAUCGGAGAAGAGCUUGUUGUCUAUCCAGCCAUGGAGCAGUAUGUCAAAGAUGGGACAGACAUGGCGGAGAAGGAUCGUAUGGAACAUAACAGGGUCAAAGAAUUGCUCUAUGAAUUCCAAAAGCUCUCACCCGCCGACGAAGAGUUCCUCCCUACCUUGAAAAGUCUCUGGCAACACCUUAGCAAACAUAUCGAGGAAGAAGAGAGCCACGACCUACCCAUGUUGGAAGAGUCGCUGCCGGCCCACGAAACCGACAGUUUGUCCAGAAGCUUCGCCAGAACCAAGAUGUUCGUCCCUACCCGCAGCCACCCCAUGGCACCAGACAAGCCACCCUAUGAGACUGUUGCAGGGUUGAUGGCGGCACCAAUUGACAAGUUGGGAGAUAUGUUCAGGAAGUUCCCCAAAGAUGACGAGACUGUUCGAGGGACAAAAUGAUCUGCAGGAUGUGAUUCGGUGACAAGUGAAAGAGUGCAGGUCAGCAAAAGGGACACGUGGAUGGUAUGCAUUAAUGAGGAGACUAAGAUGUCACAUCGCCAGACCCAGAUUGCGGGUGUCAAAACAGUCGAGUUGUAUGCUGUGCUGGAAUGUCUCUAUCACCUCCUCGUGGCCUCCCGAACUUAUCAAUAAGAAAAUACC
Messenger RNA from Exophiala xenobiotica, 1657 nucleotides. RefSeq lists its product as uncharacterized. The transcript has 2 exons. The record is from RefSeq and is a predicted model, not a curated record. NCBI's taxonomy places the organism in Eukaryota, Fungi, Ascomycota, Eurotiomycetes, Chaetothyriales, Herpotrichiellaceae. The coding region runs from base 707 to 1456 and encodes 249 amino acids.